AUGCCAACCGACCUAGUUAGGCAGCCACGCCCUCUGUCGAGUAGGGUAAUCCACAGCGUUCUGCUGCCGUCUGCCGCCACGGUCCCCUCAGUCCCCUUGGUUCCUUCGGUCCCUUCGGUCCCCUCGGUCCCCUCAGUCCCCUCCGUCCCCUCAGUCCUCUCCGUCCCCUCGGUCCCCUCGGUCACUUCGAUUGGCGAUCCAUCGCGGGCCGUGGGGACAACGAUUGGACAGCCGCUGCAACCGAUUCUAGUCACCACGCCCUGCAACCGGAGUUCGGUGGACGUUGCGGACCCGGUCAGGUCUUCGUUAGACUUGCCGAGUGUGUCUGGCAGCCUUUCCGCCUUGCCCGGACUCGUGGAUGUUUUCGAGACCGAAGCGUGGGACAAACCGACCGAGCUGAGACGUAUUCUCCACCUGCCUGCGGUACGGUCAGGAAGACAGGGGCCCGAGGGAGUCGUGUCACCCGAAGGAUGGCCCGGUGGAGAAAUGACGCCCGGCGGAGUGGUUGAAGACGGAGGAGUGAAGAGCGUGCAUAUCGCGGUUCAGAGGAGUGCAACCAGCUCCAGGAAAAAGAAGAGGCCGCGGCCACAAGAGCCUCACGCGGCCUGGCCCUUCAAGUUCCCGCGCUGGUCGGAGUACGACACAGUGGGAAUUCGGAGACGCGCCUUGCUGCGACCCAAGAUUAGAACAAAGCCUCUGCACGCAACCGCUUUGGCGGUACGAAUGAGACUGGAAGGGGCCUUGUCGCCUGGGGGCGAUGGCGGCUGGCUGCCCCGGAGUUCACGGCCGGCACAGACUCGACGGCGGUAUCGGACUACCAGUUACACACGGUCCGCAGGAGCGCUAAGCAUGUACCGGAAACCGCUGUUGGAAUUCGACGACGAAGAGCCCCCCACCUACAAGUCUUUCUACGAUAACAAGUCUUACUAUGACCACAAGUCGCUCUAUGCCCGCAAGUCCUUCUACGACGAAAAGUCUUUCUAUGACCAAAAAUCCUGUUAUGACCAGAAAUCUUACUAUGACGGCCUCAUGCGGCAGGAUGAUGGCUACCUGCCGCAGGAAUCGUUCUUCUCGUCCUCCAAUUCCUUCCAGGUGUCAACAGUGAUUGUGCCAAAUUCUCCCCUGACGGACUCUGCCCCUCUGGCACCGACCCCAUCCAACGGCAGCGGUAGAACCCCCGCAGCGGCCUCUUGGACGUUUGGCUAUUUCGGCCGCGGCCAGGAGCCCUCCGGCCGCGACCAGGGGACGACUUCUGGCCAGAGCCGGGUACUCGCCUUAGCUCCACGGUCCGGACCCGGCCCCAAGCGGGUCUCGGCCGACGGCCACCCAUCGAACAAACGUUCGAACAGCGGAUCCUCGCUCGACGGCUUCCCAGAGGCUGCCAGCGGCUUGCGAGAAGGGCCCUCCUCCUUGGAGAUCCCACAGGCUUGCCUCGGCGCAUCGGACACCUCGUUCUGCGUCUCCGUGAUCGACUCUGAUUCCACUGACCGACAGUGGCUGGUAAGACCCAACUAUAAGGCGAGUCAAUCGGAGUCGAAUCGACCGGAGUCGAAUCGACUGGAGUUGAACCGACUGGAAUCGAACCGACUGGAAUCGAUCCAGUCGGGGUCAAACCGAUCAGGGUCGAACCGACUGAUGUCCAUCCAACAGGAAUCAAAUGGCGACUCGCGUGGAGCGGCGUUGAACGGAGCCGGGGCCGGCGGGGUAGCGGUGCCGGCUGGGGCGGAGUUGCCACCUCAAAGCGGAGAGUUGCCGUUCAAGAGCGCGCUGAGUAGCGGGUCUCCGCUGUGCGACUCGCAGAGUUUCUGUUUCACGGCGUCGCUGAGCCGGCUCGAUGAGCCGAACCGGCGAGAGGAGUCGAACCAGAGAGAGGAGUCGAGCCGAAGAGAGGAGUCGAACCAGAGAGAGGAGUCGAGCCGAAGAGAGGAGUCGAGCCGAAGAGAGGAGUCGAGCCGGAGGGAAGGGGUGGCGAUUGUGAUUACGUCGCCGCUGAGUCCGACUCCUCCUCCUACGUCGCGCGGGCACCCAUUCCCAGGGAAGGCGCAGCCGAACCGGUUGGUGGGAAGCAGCGUGUCCAGCUCGUCAGAGGCAAGUGGCAGCCCCGCCGCAGGCGUUCGUCCGGUAGCUGGAAGCCCAGCGGCCGGCAGUCCAGCGGCUGGGAGUUCGGCAGCAGGGGUGAAGUCGGACUCCGAGUCGUCGCUCCAAAGGAGCAUAGGUGGAUCACGGAAGAUGAGCCUGACGCUGGACUACAGCAAGUUGCAGGGACCGUCGCCUAUUAGUGUGCAAACACCGUCGCCGUGUUCUUCACGUUUCGAACUGGCUUUUGGGGCGGUACCUCUUGCAGAGCUCAGUGGCAAAAAGUGGUUCUCGAAGAGGGCAGCUUCAGUUACGCGGCAUGCUCUCGCCCGGACCCCGAUGGUCCUCAACCGACCUGGGACUCAUCGCUCGGCUCAGGACGCCGCACUUGCCGUUGCCCGGUCGAGUCUGAGCCGCCGUGUAGGGCGCUGUACGUCUGAGGCCCUGCAGUCUUCUAACUGUCUAGUCGAGAGCUCCUCAAGCACCACCGAACAAGACGAGGAGGACGUCUCCUUCACCGAAAUCGUCAGCAACGCUGAAGACGCCUAUGCGCAGGACGAAGACCUCUUCGGAGAUCUCGAAGAGAUCCGGAUACGCGUCUUCCCGCGGGGACUCCUGAGACGGAACCACGUGGAGUUUACUGUGGCGUUCCUGCUCUCCCUCAUGGUUUGCUGCCUUAUCACCACUCUGGACAAACUCAUCGGCCUCAUCAGAUAG
Messenger RNA from Gregarina niphandrodes, 2793 nucleotides. RefSeq names its product putative transmembrane protein. Lineage: Eukaryota; Apicomplexa; Conoidasida; Eugregarinorida; Gregarinidae. The transcript has a single exon. The coding region runs from base 1 to 2793 and encodes 930 amino acids. The record is from RefSeq and is a predicted model, not a curated record.